AUGUCCAGCCAUCCACGAUACUACUUCUCGCUACCUACCGAGGCGCCACAACGAUCCCGCUCAGCAAGUCGGCGGCCGCCUCUAACACCGUCAACUGUUUCUUCACCAUGCCUUACCACACUCGUGCCCGUAACUUCUCGACGGGACUCUGGCACAUCAACAUCUGGUAGCCCCACCAAAGCCUCCAUUCUCCUGGCCAAGGUUGCUUCAUCGCCUACUACACCUCGAGGCGAGACGCCACCUGGAAGCCCAAUGCUCACUCCACGAUCGAGGUUGCAGUCGGAACCGGCCUAUUCUUCUGAGAGGCCAUCAAUGUCAAGGACUGAAAGUGAACGCUACGUCAGACAGUACAGGCAGCAGGAUGGCUACAUCAGCUUUCCUGACUUUGAGAAGUUCUGCCAGAACCAAAACCCAUAUGGCCAGGAGCAGCAGCGGUCUGAUGUCAGGACAUGA
Messenger RNA from Alternaria atra, 453 nucleotides. RefSeq lists its product as uncharacterized. The record is from RefSeq and is a predicted model, not a curated record. The transcript has 2 exons. NCBI's taxonomy places the organism in Eukaryota, Fungi, Ascomycota, Dothideomycetes, Pleosporales, Pleosporaceae. The coding region runs from base 1 to 453 and encodes 150 amino acids.